This is a messenger RNA of Anarrhichthys ocellatus (wolf-eel), 3070 nucleotides long. It is a transcript of the gene stimate, whose product is annotated as STIM activating enhance. The coding region runs from base 744 to 1664 and encodes 306 amino acids. Gene Ontology annotation, biological process: activation of store-operated calcium channel activity. Gene Ontology annotation, molecular function: calcium channel regulator activity. Lineage: Eukaryota; Metazoa; Chordata; Actinopteri; Perciformes; Anarhichadidae. The record is from RefSeq and is a predicted model, not a curated record. The transcript is spliced from 8 exons. Gene Ontology annotation, cellular component: cortical endoplasmic reticulum; membrane.
UGAGUGGGCACUGUUGGGCAGGGAAGCAGCUGGAUGUACGCAAACCGUGACCUGCAAUUAUUCCUUUUUAAAGUAUAUUAAGACGAGCUAUAUUUUUCGAGCGUUAGAGUCACAAUAAAAACCGCUGCAACCGUAGUUUGUAGCACCAGAGACUGAAUAUGUGUGCUAGCCUUGCGUUAGCUAAAUGCAGCUGAGUAUUUAGCUUGGAGCUAGCUAGGUGAGCAAUGAUAGCAUCAGCCGAUGGAGCUCCUUUUUUUCCCCACACUGGAACUGCAAAAUGCCCCUUCUGGUUGACCUGCAUUGUGCAGCACAUUUUAAAUAAGUGACAGCAUUGGUUUUGUCUGUUUAAGUAGCUGCAUGACACGUUUAUGUGCCGUGUCUGACACUAACGGUAGCCAUCAUAGUCCAGGUCACUGCUGCACGGACCUUCUAAAUUAGCAACUGAUUUGUUAAUGUUGCAGUGUGUGGACGAGUAGGCUUAACAGUUACUGCAACUUCUAGUAACCUUUAGUGGCUUUACUUUAAUCUCAACACCCGCUAUGACUGAAGCAGGAGGAUGAGUGUGCGCCUGGAAGGCAGAGGAUGCCACCAUCUUUCACCGAGGACUGUCCAGCUGAACAUAUCGAUUAGCUGACCAACAGUCGCUGGAGAGGACUGGGGGGGAAGCACACAAGGAGUCCGUGAAAAAGCUACUGCUCUCGGCUUUUAAUCAGCUAGUUCUCGUCCUCCAGCUCUUCUGUCCCAUGGCUGGAGUCAACAUGCUGUCCCAGCUCGGAGAGGUGGCGCUGGCGGGUCCAGGACCAGUGUCCAUUGCCAACACGUCGGUGUCCGCCACUCCGACGCCCGGUACAGACAACCGGGGGUGCGAGAACGGCGCCUUGAUGGACUCGUUCGGGAUUUUUCUGCAAGGACUUCUGGCUGUGGUGGCUUUCAGCACCCUGAUGUUGAAACGCUUCAGGGAGCCAAAACAUGAGCGGAGACCCUGGAGGAUCUGGUUCCUGGACACAUCAAAACAGGCCAUUGGGAUGCUGUUUAUCCACUUUGCUAACGUCUACCUGUCAGACCUCACAGAGGAGGAUCCUUGCUCUCUAUACCUCAUUAACUUCCUGUUGGAUGCUUCUCUGGGCAUGUUGCUGAUCUAUGCUGGGGUGAGAGCCGUCAGUGCGAUUGUAGAGUGGAGGCAGUGGGACUCUCUGCGUUUCGGUGAAUAUGGAGAGCCAGUGCAGUGCACAGCGUGGUUGGGCCAGUGUAUCCUCUACAUCCUCAUCAUGGUGUUUGAGAAAGUCCUUAUCAUGCUGGUCCUCCUCAUCCCCCAGUGGAAGAAGCUGACUCUCCUCAACCCCAUAGAGAAUCCUGACUUGGAACUGGCCAUCGUCAUGCUCAUCGUUCCGUUCUUCAUCAACGCCCUCAUGUUCUGGGUGGUAGAUAAUUUCCUAAUGAAGAAGCACAGGACAAAAGCAAAGCUGGAGGAGAGAGAGGAGGACUCACGUGGGAACAGCAAGGUGCGCUACAGACGAGCUCUGUCCCAUGACGACUCCGAGUCAGAGAUCCUUUUCUCAGCAGACGAUGAGAUGGACGAGUCCGAUGAAGACGAUGUCCGACGGCUCACCGGCCUGAAGACGGUGAAGAAGAAGAAGAAGCUUCGCAUGGGGAUCCCCGUUUGACCCGUGUGCCUCGCUGAACUGCUACGAUCACAUUUCCUCCGGUAGCUGUCGUCCUCCCACACAAACGUUCCCCUCACCUCCACAGAUCCAGUGUCAGCGUUGGGAGUUGACCCAAUCUUUUCACACAUAGGAUGACAGAAGAACUGAAGUCCUUUUAUUGUUGACUCCUGGAGGACUUCUGCAUAAACUAGAGUCUAGCGUGGGAAUUUAUUUAACACACUGGGAGAUAUUGUUUUUGGUUAACCAGGUUACAUCGGAUCACUCCUUGGCUGAGUGUUUUAAAAGAAUGGGGAAGAGAAUCCCACCAUGAACAAACAUAACAUUGUUAAAUCCUUCAUGUAUGCAUAAUAGGAAAAACCUUAACACUGGUCUAAUACUGUUUGGACUCUUGGUGGCAGUGUGUACCGGGGGGCAAUGGUCCAGGAUCAGUGACGAAUCUAAAUGGCCACAACAGAACCAAACAGCAUGCAAACAAAACUGUUCAAUGGGUUUGUUACAUGUGACAGUCCAACGUGUCCUCUGAAGUGAUUGUAUUCCUGAUGUAGAUUCCAUUUAAACUUUGUGUGUGUGUGUGUGUGUGUGUGUGUGUGUGUGUGUGUGUGUGUGUACAGACACGCCUCUAAUUUAGAUAGGCAUCACGUCAGAGUGCUUGAAUCACUGUAUUGAUGCAACUCCGAACACUUUCCAGUUACACACUGAACUACAUAUCUUGUGUUGUACUGUUGCUCAUGUCAAAGGGAGCACAUUAACGCCUGCAGCAACCUUCCGUUUGUAUCUCCUGUCCUUUCAACUGUCAAACCUGCAGGACUACAAGUACCACAAUGCAACAUCCGUCUAAUAUCAGCUCCGCAUGUGUCGUCUCGUCUGUAGACUCAAGACUGCCGUCUCCGUUUGUUGGUGACUGUUUUACUGAUGUGCUCUGAUCGUGUGUUCUUUGUCUCUGAAUGUCUUUUGUCUCAUAAGUUGUCGGGUUGUUUUUUUUAAUGGUGUGUUUUAUUUUUGGGCCAAAAAGGUGACUAUGCUUCUUCCAAAAGUGUUCUUUAUUCCUGAACUCCAACAGGGAGAGUAGAUAUGCACAAGUUCCAAUUCAUCACUGCUUUCACCAUUCCUUUUGUGUUUGUGUGAUUUUAUUUUUGUAACAAUAAUGUGCCUGAGUGAAAUUACCAGCAGGUGUUUUUUUCUUUUUUUCUUGGUUUGAUAUAUAUUUUUGGGACUGUUUUAUCCAGAGCUCCAGAUGUGCAGGCAUGAAGCAGCAUUCAGCUGGCUCUGAUGUUAAGAAUGUGACAUGCAAAGACCUCGAAACUGUUAAGUGACUGUGGACCAGACAGUCGGGGGAAAGGGUGUGUGUGUGUGUGUGUGUGUGUGUGUGUGUGUGUGUGUGUGUGUGUGUGUGUGUGUGUGUGUGU